This is a messenger RNA of Cladophialophora carrionii CBS 160.54, 1575 nucleotides long. RefSeq lists its product as uncharacterized. The record is from RefSeq and is a predicted model, not a curated record. Bases 1 to 1575 code for a protein of 524 amino acids. NCBI's taxonomy places the organism in Eukaryota, Fungi, Ascomycota, Eurotiomycetes, Chaetothyriales, Herpotrichiellaceae. Gene Ontology annotation, biological process: lipid storage; lipid droplet organization. Gene Ontology annotation, cellular component: endoplasmic reticulum membrane. The transcript is spliced from 2 exons.
AUGGCGAAUGCCAGCUACCAGAAGAACAACUACGGCUACGACGAGGAAGGGGAAUCUCUGACAAGGCGAGCAAUUAGACUCGCCCUCGCGCCGCUGCGCAUCUUGACCUCCCGCGCCGCCAUCAAGGUCUACCUCGCGACUAUCCUCUUCCUGACCACCUCGGCCGUCCUGCUCACCGUCUCCUCCUCCGCCUACGCCUUCUUCUACUACAAUUAUAUCCCCCAGAUCAACCUCGAGCGUACCUUGUACCUACAAUAUGGCGGCGCAGGGGCUAGGGCAGGGGCCGGUCAUGACCACGAACACCCCUACGCCAUUGUCGCGCUGGACACCACCGCCCUGAUCGCCAACCAAGCGUACGACGUGUCCUUGAUUCUGGAAAUGCCUCGCUGCGCCACGAACCUCAACGCCGGCAACUUCAUGCUCGACCUGUCUCUGCUAGGUGGGGAUCCCGACGACGCGCCACAUGCCAAGCCGCCCGCCGGUGAUGUUUCUAGCAGUAGUCCUCCACCACCACCACUGGACACCUCGACGAUGAUCCGCUCAGACGACGUGCUCCAUCGCUCACGCAGACCCGCCAUCUUGCCCUUCGCGAGCCCCGUCCCCGCACUGACCCGAACGCUGGUCUACCUCCCGUUCCAUAUCCUCGGGAUGCGGGACUCGGAUCGCUCGACUCUCGUGGUCCCCAUGUUCGAGAUGCUCGUGUUCGACCGGCGGCGAUCCCACGGUGGAAGCACGGGACGAAGGAUGGGAAAUGUCAUCCCCACGCACGCAAAGGUAGAGGUGCAAUCGCGAGAGACCCUCCGCGUUUACUCUGCCAGGCUGGUCUUCCGGGCCCAAUUCCAGGGGUUGAGGUACGUGGUCUACAAUUACAGGGGCGUCAGCUUCGUCGUCUUCUCCGCGCUGUUCUACACAGUCGCCGUGACGAGUAUGCUGUUGGGGUGGGGCCUCAUGGCGCAUUUCUGGAGCAAGCUCAAGAUCAGCACCCAGCCAGAUACAAAGAGGAGUCUACUCGCCGGCGAAGGGAAGAAGAUCAAGCGCGAGGCCGAAGACGAGGAGCCGGAACAACGCCGCAUCAAGGCCGAGGAUGAUAGUGGUGGUGGCGUUACAAAAAUUAAAACAGAAGACGAGGAUCCUGACUCGUCUCCCCACGGCGGAUUGUCCAUGUCGAAUCUCUCGGACACGCCCGCCCAGUAUCCCACGAGGCGUGGCCGACCGCCGUUGACGUACUCUGGACGGUUAAGUUCAGGUUCAGGAUCAGGCACACGCACACACGCUGCGGAAGUGGUUGGAGGCCGUGGUGGUGGUGGUGGUGGUGGUGGUGGUGGUGACGAUGCAGAAGAAGAAGAAGAAGAAGAACAUCUCAGACGUCCAAUGGGUGUUGAUGAAGCGGCUGACGAUGAGGACGAAGGGGACCACGACCAGGACCAGGGUGACGGCAGGCAAGAGGACCAGGAGAUCAGAGGCAGGGCUUUCGACUCGGGCAUCGGCACGAGCAUGGAGAGCGAGCAGGCCGGCUCGGCAGGGAGGGCGACGGUGGUCAGGAGAAGAAGUUCCCGAGGGACGGGCAAGAGAUAA